AUGGGUUUUCCCGUUAAGAAAAGGGCUCGGGAUCGGGACGGGCUUCGUCCAGUUGUGGCGGGAUCGGGAUCGGGACGGGUUUAGUCCAGUUGGAACGGGACCGGGAUCGGGACGAAAAAACUUCAUCCCGCCGGACCCUAGUUUUUGGUCCCGGUUCCGGUGCCGGAAAAAUAGUUUGUAGUUCCGUCCCGGUCCCAGUCCCGGUAAAAUAAUGUCUUUUGUCCCGGUUCCGGUCC
Molecule: messenger RNA, 236 nt
Organism: Didymodactylos carnosus
Lineage: Eukaryota; Metazoa; Rotifera; Eurotatoria; Philodinida; Philodinidae
Source: the annotation of a GenBank genome assembly